AGACGAUGAAAAAUGGCGAUUCCUGCAAGGUUCCUGAGCUAUGGUGUGCGGUUUUAUAAGAAGUAUAUUUGGAAAACAUGCUAUUCCUCUGCAGUUAACAUACCACGAACAUGCAAAGCUUUAGUUUAUAAAGAAUAUGGCGAUCCUACCAAAGUUAUCAGUUUGCAGGAUCAUGAAUUGCCUGAAUUCACUGAACAAAGUGUGUUCCUGAAAAUGCUGGCUGCACCCGUAAAUCCAGCAGAUAUCAACAUGGUGCAAGGAACAUAUCCCAUCAAGCCUUGCUUGCCUGCGGUUGGUGGUAACGAAGGUGUUGGUGAAGUUAUAGCUGUUGGUAGCCGAGUAGAGAACAUUAAUGUUGGAGACUGGGUACUAAUGGCUGAUUCAGGACUUGGGUGUUGGUCAGAGAAGAAGGUUUUGAAUAAGAAGGAUGUUUUAAAGAUCCCAUAUAAAGAAGGUCUACAAAUAGAAGUCGCAGCUAUGCUCUCUGUCAACCCCUGCACGGCUUACAGAAUGCUCAAAGACUUUGAACGUUUACAGCGAGGUGAUGUAAUUCUGCAAAAUGGUGCUAACAGCGGUGUAGGGCAGUCUGUUAUACAACUUGCUGCAUCUUGGGGCAUCACUUCAGUAAACAUUGUCAGAGAUCGGUAAAUAAUCUCUCCUCAUUUUCUUUCGUUAUUCUGCAUCGUAUUUAGCUAAGGAAUUGCUUACAAUGUUUGUUUUCUGGACACAGAGAAAAUAUUGAGGAGUUAAAACAAAAUUUAACGUCACUUGGGGCAAACUACGUCUUUACAGAAGACGAAUUUCAGAACGCAAAUAGGAU
Molecule: messenger RNA, 820 nt
Organism: Dendronephthya gigantea
Lineage: Eukaryota; Metazoa; Cnidaria; Anthozoa; Malacalcyonacea; Nephtheidae
Product: enoyl-[acyl-carrier-protein] reductase, mitochondrial-like
Exons: 5
Coding region: 13-648 (211 amino acids)
Biological process (GO): fatty acid metabolic process
Cellular component (GO): mitochondrion
Molecular function (GO): trans-2-enoyl-CoA reductase (NADPH) activity
Source: RefSeq, a predicted model, not a curated record